GCUCCUCAGUGAGCGACUGCAUUUAGUCGAUAACUGUUUUUGAGCCGUCAGCAACGUUCACUUAUGUUACCCUACAACUGUUGCACACGCGUUUUCUACAUCAAAUUGUGAUGCAAAAUAGAUUCGUGCAAGAAUACGAAUGUAACUUACUAUGCUGUUGUUUGUUAAGCAGUUGUACGCCAUUAUCAUUUUCGUGCUGCUAUUUUCAUCGUGGUUGAUUGAGAACGUGUUAUGUUACGAGCAGGUAUUUUCGUGCGAUUUUGAGACGGGAAGUAAUUGUACGUUUAAGCAAUGGUAUUAUCCUUCGGACAAUUUUGAUUGGACCCAGUGGCAAGGGUCAACUGGUGGAGCAUACUCUGGUCCUAGUAGCGACCAUACCUAUGGAAAUAUUUCAGGUAACUACAUGUAUACGCAGUCGAAUGCUGACAAGAGGGGAGAGAAUGCUAUUCUUCAGAUAGGUGAGAAACUAAAGUUGUCGGCGGGAAGAGGGGUGCUAAGAUUCUAUUACCAUAUGGAAGAUCGUGACGGACCAGAUUCACUAGGUGAUCUUAAGGUUUACGGUUGUUACCAAGGUGGUCGUAACAUUGGCGAGCCAAUGUGGACACGGUCUAAAUCACAAGGGGAUAAAUGGUUGAUGGCUGAGAUCGUCUACGAGUGUCGGGGAGAAUUCCAGGUUUUAUUUGAAGGUAUACGUGGAACUCGUGACAGCGACAUAGCCAUUGAUGAUAUUCUUUUACUUGACCUUUCUAUUGAUGGUAGGUACAUAUAAAAUUAAUGUGCGAUG
Messenger RNA from Anneissia japonica, 784 nucleotides. Its product is annotated as MAM and LDL-receptor class A domain-containing protein 1-like. Bases 152 to 769 code for a protein of 205 amino acids. Gene Ontology annotation, cellular component: membrane. Lineage: Eukaryota; Metazoa; Echinodermata; Crinoidea; Comatulida; Comatulidae. The transcript is spliced from 5 exons. The record is from RefSeq and is a predicted model, not a curated record. Gene Ontology annotation, biological process: nervous system development.